Molecule: messenger RNA, 3123 nt
Organism: Bradysia coprophila
Lineage: Eukaryota; Metazoa; Arthropoda; Insecta; Diptera; Sciaridae
Product: RNA cytidine acetyltransferase l(1)G0020
Biological process (GO): rRNA acetylation involved in maturation of SSU-rRNA
Cellular component (GO): nucleolus; 90S preribosome
Molecular function (GO): tRNA binding; ATP binding; 18S rRNA cytidine N-acetyltransferase activity
Source: RefSeq, a predicted model, not a curated record
GACAGCUUUGACACCAAACAAAAUGACAUAACCUCAGAAGUUCACGUGCUGCAUGACAGUAAAGAUAAACACUUCAUUCAACCGAAUUUCCUCAAAACAUUUUCGCUAAAAUGGUUAAAAAGAAAAUCGAUAAUCGCAUUCGUGUGAUGAUAGAAAACGGUGUAAAAUUGGGACAUCGUACAAUGUUCAUCAUAGUCGGUGAUAAAGCUCGAGAUCAGGUGCCUAUUUUGUACGAUAUGUUGACAAAGUCUACAGUUAAGGCCAGACCAACUGUUUUGUGGCUGUAUAAAAAUAAGGACGAAGCAAUUUCCAAUCACGGCAAGAAACGAGCCAAGAAAAUUCAAGCCGGCAAAAUUGAUGUGAACGAAGCAGAUUUAUUCGAUACGUUCCGUGUGUCGACGACCAUUCAUGGGCGAUAUUAUUCGGAAACGCACACAAUUCUGGGGCGAACCUACGGAGUCUGUGUUUUACAGGAUUUCGAAGCAUUAACACCGAAUCUGUUGGCACGAACAGUGGAAACUGUCGAAGGUGGUGGCUUGAUCAUUUUAUUACUGAAAACGAUAAAUUCGUUGAAGCAGCUCUACACAAUGUCGAUGGAUGUUCACAAACGUUAUCGUACCGAAGCACAUCAGGAUGUAACCUGUCGAUUUAACGAACGGUUGAUAUUGUCGCUGGCCGAUUGUAAGAGAUGUUUAUUGGUUAACGAUGACUUGACCGUCCUACCACUUAGUUCCAAAACCGCUACAGUUAAUCCUAUCGACGUGGCAUCUUCAACAAGUUCAGACAAUGACGAGGCACUAAUGGAAUUAAAGGAAAGUCUCAGAGACACACCACCGGCUGGGCCAUUGGUUAAUUUGUGCAAGACGAAUGAUCAAGCCAAAGCAGUCGCUCAAUUCAUCGACGCCUUAGCGGAAAAGCAAUUGAAACCACCAACAUCACUGACAGCAGCCAGAGGACGUGGUAAAUCAGCUGCAAUGGGUCUGUCGAUUGCCGCGGCUGUAGCUUUCGGUUAUGUUAACAUUUACGUUACUUCACCGCAUCCUGAAAAUUUGAUUACGCUGUUCGAGUUUGUCCUCAAAGGAUUCGACGGUCUUGAGUAUCUCGAACACACCGACUACACCAUCAUUCGUUCAACGAAUCCUGAAUUCAAAAAGGCAAUUAUUCGUAUCAACAUAACCCGUAACAGUCGUCAGACCAUUCAAUACAUUGCGCCGUCAGAUACACACUUAUUGAAUGCAGCUGAUUUGUUGGUCAUCGAUGAGGCAGCUGCCAUACCACUUACAACUGUUAAGAAAAUGCUCGGGCCAUAUCUGGUUUUCAUGGCAUCUACGAUCAAUGGCUACGAAGGUACUGGACGAUCCUUGAGUUUGAAACUGAUUUCACAGAUCCAGAAGGAGAACAAUGCGCCGUUGCCGAUCAAACUGGAAGAGUCGAUUCGUUAUCGUGAAAACGACGAUGUGGAAAAGUGGCUGACGUCGCUUCUUUGUCUGGACGCUUCAUCAGUUUCACAAACAAAUUUCGGUUGUCCCACUCCAGACUCGUGUGAAUUGUACUACAUUGACCGAGACGCGCUAUUCUCCUACCAUCGAGCUGCCGAAGCCUUUCUGCAACGCUUGGUGUCCAUAUACGUUUCGUCGCAUUACAAAAACACUCCCAACGACUUGCAAAUGAUGAGUGAUGCACCGGCACACCAUUUAUUCUGUCUGCUGGGACCGAUAACGAAGAAAGACGCUUUGCCGAACAUUUUAGUCGUGAUACAGGUUUGCUUGGAGGGACAAAUUUCUUCGAAAACUGUGUCCGACUCCUUGACUAGGGGACGCAAAGCGGCCGGAGACCUAAUACCGUGGAAUAUAUCGGAACAGUUCAAUGAUCGCGAAUUUCCGAAACUGGCUGGUGGCAGAAUUGUUCGCAUUGCUACGCAUCCGAAUUAUCAGAAGAUGGGAUAUGGUAAGCAGGCUCUGAAAUUGCUGAAAAAUUAUUAUUCCGGAAAUUUCACCAAAUUGGACGAAACGAAUGAGGAUGAGGAGAGCGAUAACGAAAACGUCAUCGACGACGAUGAAAUAGGGCUCCUGAAGGAAGUUAUCGCUCCACGAAAAAAGAUACCGACACUGCUGAAGCGGCUAACAGAGCGUAAACCCGAACAGUUGGAUUAUAUUGGCACAUCGUUUGGCCUUACCCCUGAACUGCUGAGAUUUUGGAAGAGCCAGAAAUUUGUACCAGUCUAUUUGAGCCAAAAGCCAAACGACCUAACCGGUGAACAUUCAACGAUUAUGAUUUCGACGAUCAAUUUCGACAAAACUGAAUCCAAGGACUGGUUGACCGAGUACUACAAAGAUUUUCGCCGGCGAAUAUUGAAGUUACUCGGAAAAAGUUUCCAGAGCUUUACAACGGGACUGUCGUUGUCACUGCUGGACAACAAAUCUGUUCGGUUGGACGCGGAGGGUAUAAAUCAGCAGUUACUCGAUGUGUACUUCCUGCCGCAUGACAUUCAACGAUUAGAGGCGUACUCCCGAAAUCAGGUCGAAUAUCGGCUAAUUUUGGAUCUAACCACCGAUAUCUGCCAGCUAUACUUCCAAGGGAAACUGAAUGACGUUCCAAUUGAUUCUCUGCAAAAGGCAAUUCUCAUCGGCAUCGGAUUGCAGAAUAAGACCUUGGACGAUCUACAAAAGGAAUUCAACAUGCCAGUGAAUCAAAUAUUGGCCAAAUUCUACGACUGUUUGAAAAAGGUAACGAAGAAAAUUCGUUCGGUCCUUGAAAGCACCGUAGAGGAGUCAAUGGUGAAAAGGAGUGAUUUGAACACCGGUCAAGAUAUGAUGGCAACGCAGCAAACAUUCGCUGACGAAUUGAACGAAGCAGCCGAAGCAUUGGAACGGAAGCAGAAGAAAGAGUUGAAGCGAUUGAAGAAGGAGAACCUGAGUAAUUUUGCGAUCAAGGGAACGGAUGAGGAUUGGGGCAAGGCACUGUCGACAAACAAGUCAGGCAUUGUGUCGGUGAAGAGCGGUAUCAAAGACGACGACGACUCCAAGGCCUUUGAGGAUUUUGGUGAACCACCGUCUAAGAAAAAGAAAUUUAAGAAAAACCGAGGGAAACACUAAAUUGAAAUAAAAAUGGUCCGGAAACAGU